Messenger RNA from Sinocyclocheilus anshuiensis, 13256 nucleotides. RefSeq names its product dynein, cytoplasmic 1, heavy chain 1. Lineage: Eukaryota; Metazoa; Chordata; Actinopteri; Cypriniformes; Cyprinidae. Gene Ontology annotation, molecular function: ATP binding; dynein light intermediate chain binding; minus-end-directed microtubule motor activity. The coding region runs from base 103 to 13008 and encodes 4301 amino acids. Gene Ontology annotation, cellular component: axonemal dynein complex. Gene Ontology annotation, biological process: microtubule-based movement. The transcript has 71 exons. The record is from RefSeq and is a predicted model, not a curated record.
GAGCGGGGCGCUGGUCAUUCCGGUGAAGUGUCAGAGUCCGUGAUACAGCGGGUCUCUCUCACAGCUCCGUCUUCGGCUCUUUGCGCUUCAUCGCGGCGGGAAAUGUCUGACGGUGGCGGAGGAGAGGACGGCGGCGGCGGGAUGGAGGUCUCUGCCGCCGUGCAGACGGUAGCGGACGCGUCGGUUCUGCAGAAACACUUCCGAAAGCUGGUGCCGCUGCUGCUGGAAGAUGGCGGCGACGCUCCCGCUUCUCUAGAGACCGCGCUGGAGGAGAAGAGCGCGCUGGAGCAGAUGAGGAAGUUCCUCUCGGAUCCUCAGAUUCACUCGAUCCUGGUGGAGCGGAGCGCGCUGAAAGAGGAUGUUGGUGAUGAAGGCGAGGAGGAGCGCGAGUGCAUUUCCUACAGCAUCAGCAUCGACAUCCACUACGGGCUCAAAUCAAACAGCCUGGCCCUGAUCAAGCGGACCGGAGUGAUUGAUGCGGACAAACCCAUCUCCACUCAGGUGCGAGUUCUGACUCUGAGCGAAGACUCUCCGUAUGAGACGCUGCACUCCUUCAUCAGCAAUGCUGUGUCUCCGUACUUCAAAUCCUACAUCCGAGAGUCUGGCAAAGCCGACAGGGAUGGAGAUAAGAUGGCCCCUUCGGUGGAGAAGAAGAUCGCGGAGCUGGAGAUGGGCUUACUGCACCUGCAGCAGAACAUCGAGAUCCCCGAGAUCAGCCUGCUCAUCCACCCCAUCAUCACCAACGUGGCCAAGCAGUGCUACGAGCGCGCAGAGAAGCCCAAGGUCACAGACUUCGGGGAUAAAGUGGAGGAUCCCAGCUUCCUGAACCAGCUGCAGUCUGGAGUCAACCGCUGGAUCCGGGAGAUACAGAAGGUGACUAAACUGGACCGAGACCCUGCGUCUGGAACGGCUCUGCAGGAGAUCAGCUUCUGGCUGAACCUGGAGCGAGCCCUGAACCGCAUCCAGGAGAAGAGGGAGAGUCCGGAGGUGCUGCUGACGCUCGACAUCCUCAAACACGGCAAACGCUUCCACGCCACGGUCAGCUUCGACACCGACACAGGCCUGAAGCAGGCUGUGGAGACGGUGAACGACUACAACCCUCUGAUGAAGGACUUUCCCCUCAACGAUCUCCUGUCAGCCACUGAGCUCGACAAGAUCCGUCAGGCGCUGGUGGCCAUCUUCAAUCACCUGCGCAAGAUCCGGAACACCAAGUACCCCAUCCAGCGUGCGCUGCGUCUGGUGGAGGCCAUCUCCAGAGACCUGAGCUCUCAGCUGCUCAAAGUGCUGGGCACUCGCAAGCUCAUGCACGUGGCGUACGAGGAGUUUGAGAAGGUGAUGGUGGCGUGUUUCGAGGUCUUCCAGACGUGGGAGGACGAGUACGAGAAGCUGCAGGUGCUCCUGAGGGACAUUGUGAAGAGGAAGAGGGAGGAGAACCUGAAGAUGGUGUGGCGUCUCAGUCCGGCCCACCGGAAGCUCCAGGCCCGCUUGGACCACAUGCGGCGCUUCAGACGGCAACACGAGCAGCUGAGAGCCGUCAUCGUUCGUGUGCUCAGACCUCAGGUGUCCGCCGUGUCCCAGCAUGCUCAGGGAAAGACGGCCGAGCCCGACGAUAUGAAGGUGGCCGAGGUGCUCUUCGAUGCCGCAGACGUCAACGCCAUCGAGGAAGUCAAUCUGGCCUACGAAAACGUGAAGGAAGUGGACGGACUGGAUGUCUCGAAGGAGGGAGUGGAGGCCUGGGAAGCGGCCAUGAAGCGCUACGACGAGCGCAUCGACCGCGUGGAGACACGCAUCACAGCACGCCUGCGAGACCAGCUGGGCACCGCCAAGAACGCCAACGAGAUGUUCCGCAUCUUCUCCCGCUUCAACGCCCUGUUCGUGCGGCCGCACAUCCGCGGAGCCAUCCGAGAGUACCAGACGCAGCUCAUCCAGCGCGUCAAAGACGACAUCGAGGCUCUGCACGACAAGUUCAAGGUGCAGUAUCCUCAGAGCCAGUCGUGCAAGAUGAGCCACGUGCGAGACCUGCCUCCCGUCUCCGGCUCCAUCAUCUGGGCCAAGCAGAUCGACCGGCAGCUGACGGCCUACAUGAAGCGCGUGGAAGACGUCCUCGGGAAGGGCUGGGAAAACCACGUGGAGGGUCUGAAGCUCAAGCAGGACGGCGACAGCUUCCGCGCCAAGCUCAACACGCAGGAGAUCUUCGACGACUGGGCAAAGAAGGUGCAGCAGCGCAACCUGGGCGUGUCGGGCCGCAUCUUCACCAUCGAGAACACGCGCGCCCGCGGACGCACCGGCACCGUGCUCAAGCUCAAGGUCAACUUCCUGCCCGAGAUCAUCACGCUCUCCAAAGAGGUGCGCAACCUGAAGUGGCUGAGCUUCCGCGUGCCGCUGGCCAUCGUCAACAAAGCCCAUCAGGCCAAUCAGCUGUAUCCCUUCGCCAUCUCGCUCAUCGAGAGCGUCCGCACCUACGAGCGCACCUGCGAGAAGGUGGAGGAGAGGAUGUCCAUCUCGCUGCUGGUGGCUGGCCUGAAGAAGGAGGUGCAGGCGCUCGUCACCGAGGGCAUCUCUCUGGUCUGGGAGUCCUACAAACUCGACCCGUACGUCCAGCGUCUGGCCGAAACCGUCUUCAACUUCCAAGAAAAGGUGGAUGAUCUUCUUCUGCUCGAGGAGAAGAUUGAUCUGGAGGUGCGCUCGCUGGAAACCUGCAUGUACGAGAAUAAGAUGUUCACGGAGAUCCUCAGCCGCAUCCAGAAGGCUGUGGACGACCUGAACCUGCACUCGUACUCCAACCUGCCCAUCUGGGUCAAUAAACUGGACAUCGAGAUCGAGCGCAUCCUCGGGGUGCGUCUGCAGGCCGGACUCAAAGCCUGGACGCAGGUUCUCAUGGGACAGAUGGAGGACAAGGCUGAUGUGGACAUGGACACCGAGGCUCCUCAAGUUAGUCACAAGCCCGGAGGAGAUCCCAAGAUUAAGAAUGUCAUCCAUGAAUUGAGGAUCACGAACCAGGUGAUCUAUCUGAACCCGCCGAUCGAAGACUGCCGCUACAGGCUUUACCAGGAGAUGUUUGCUUGGAAGAUGGUCAUUCUGUCUCUACCCAGAAUCCAGAGUCAGAGAUAUCAGGUCGGCGUUCACUACGAGUUAUCAGAAGAGGAGAAGUUCUACAGGAACGCUCUGACCAGGAUGCCUGAUGGUCCGUCUGCGCUGGAAGAAGCUUAUAAUGCAGUGAAGGAGAUCGUGUCCGAGGUGGAGCAGUACGUCAAGGUAGUGCCUUUACAAGCGUCUCUUUUUCUCACACAUCAUUUAGAGAUCAAACUGUAUGUUGAAGAUUCUACUCUUGUUAACGCGUGUCGUGUCCGUGUUGUUCGUCAGGUGGCUCUGGAGGAGCUGCAGGAUCUGAAGGGUGUUUGGUCGGAGCUGUCGAAGGUCUGGGAGCAGAUCGAUCAGAUGAAGGAGCAGCCGUGGGUCUCUGUGCAGCCGCGUAAGCUGCGCCAGAGUCUGGACGCUCUCCUCAACCAGCUGAAGAACUUCCCCGCCCGUCUGCGGCAGUACGCCUCCUACGAGUACGUGCAGAGACUGCUCAAGGGGUACAUGAAGGUGAACAUGCUGGUGAUCGAGCUGAAGUCGGAGGCGCUGAAGGACCGGCACUGGAAGCAGCUGAUGAAGCGUCUGCAUGUGAACUGGGUUCUGUCCGAGCUGAGUCUGGGUCAGAUCUGGGACGUGGACCUGCAGAAGAACGAGAUGGUGGUGAAGGACGUGCUGCUGGUGGCGCAGGGAGAGAUGGCUCUCGAGGAGUUCCUCAAGCAGCUGAAACCCCUGAUGAAGAAGGUGACCAAGCCUCCUCUGGUCAUGGACGUCCUGAACAUUCAGGGGGUUCAGAGGUCGCUGGAGAGACUCGCUGACCUGCUGGGAAAGAUCCAGAAAGCACUGGGAGAAUAUCUGGAGAGAGAGCGCUCGUCUUUCCCCAGGUUCUACUUUGUUGGUGAUGAAGAUCUGCUGGAGAUCAUCGGCAACAGUAAGAAUGUGGCCAAACUGCAGAAACACUUCAAGAAAAUGUUCGCUGGAGUUUCGAGCAUCCUGCUGAACGAGGACAACACGGAGGUGCUGGGCAUCUCGUCCCGAGAGGGAGAGGAGGUGCUCUAUAAGACGCCGGUGUCCAUCACGGAGCAUCCGAAGAUCAACGAGUGGCUGACGCUGGUGGAGCGUGAGAUGCGGGUGACGCUGGCUAAGCUGCUGGCUGAGUCCGUCACGGAGGUGGGCGCAUUCAACAAGAGCACGGGCAUCGACCUGAGCACCUACAUCAACUGGAUCGACCGAUACCAGGCCCAGCUGGUGGUUCUGUCCACUCAGAUCGACUGGUCUGAGAACGUGGAGAGCGCUCUGACCACCAUUGGCGGCGGGGAAGACAUGGGUCCGCUGCAGGCCGUGCUGGCCAACGUGAAGGCGACGCUCAACCUGCUGGCCGACACGGUUCUGAUGGAGCAGCCGCCGCUGCGCAGGAAGAAGCUGGAGCACCUGAUCACAGAGUUGGUGCACCAGAGAGACGUGACCAGAACUCUGAUCAAGAACAAGAUCGACAACCCCAAAUCCUUCGAGUGGCUCAGCCAGAUGCGCUUCUACUUCGACCCCAAGCAGACCGACGUCCUCCAGCAGCUCUCCAUUCAGAUGGCCAACGCUAAGUUCAACUACGGCUUCGAGUACCUGGGUGUGCAGGAGAAGCUGGUGCAGACGCCACUGACCGACCGCUGCUACCUGACCAUGACGCAGGCGCUGGAGGCCCGUCUGGGAGGAUCGCCCUUCGGUCCUGCUGGAACGGGGAAGACCGAGUCUGUCAAAGCUCUGGGUCACCAGCUGGGCCGCUUCGUCCUGGUCUUCAACUGUGACGAGACCUUUGACUUCCAGGCGAUGGGCCGCAUCUUUGUGGGUCUGUGUCAGGUGGGCGCCUGGGGCUGCUUCGACGAGUUCAACCGUCUGGAGGAGCGCAUGCUGUCUGCCGUGUCUCAGCAGGUCCAGUACAUCCAGGUGGCGCUGAGAGAACACAGCAACCCCAACCGAGACCGCAGUGUGCCCGUCACCACAGAGCUGCUGAACAAACAGGUGAAGGUGAGUGCUGAGAUGGCCAUCUUCAUCACCAUGAACCCCGGUUACGCCGGACGCUCCAACCUGCCCGAUAACCUCAAGAAGCUCUUCAGGAGUCUGGCCAUGACCAAACCGGACCGGCAGCUGAUCGCUCAGGUCAUGCUGUACUCGCAGGGCUUCCGCACCGCUGAGAUCCUCGCCAAGAAGAUCGUCCCGUUCUUUAAGUUGUGUGACGAGCAGCUGUCGUCUCAGUCUCACUAUGACUUCGGUCUGCGAGCGCUCAAGAGCGUGCUGAUCAGCGCCGGGAACGUCAAGAGAGAACGCAUCCAGAAGAUCAAGAGAGAGAAGCGUGAGCGCGGCGAGGACGUGGAUGAGAACGAGAUCGCAGAGAACCUUCCGGAGCAGGAGAUUCUGAUCCAGAGCGUGUGUGAGACCAUGGUGCCGAAGCUGGUGGCCGAGGACAUCCCGCUGCUCUUCAGCCUGCUCUCUGACGUGUUCCCCGGCGUCCAGUACAUGCGCGGAGAGAUGACGGCGCUGCGAGAGGAGCUGAGGAAGGUCUGCGCUGAGAUGUACCUCACAUACGGAGACGGAGACGACGUGGGCAGCAUGUGGGUGGAGAAGGUGCUGCAGCUCUAUCAGAUCACGCAGAUCAAUCACGGGCUGAUGAUGGUCGGUCCGUCGGGGAGCGGGAAGACCAUGGCCUGGAGAGUCCUGCUCAAAGCCCUGGAGAGGCUGGAGGGUUUGGAGGGCGUCGCUCACAUCAUCGACCCCAAAGCCAUCAGCAAAGACCACCUGUACGGCACGCUGGACCCCAACACUCGCGAGUGGACCGACGGGCUCUUCACACACGUGCUCAGAAAGAUCAUCGAUAACGUUCGCGGAGAGCUGCAGAAGCGGCAGUGGAUCAUCUUCGACGGUGACGUGGAUCCGGAGUGGGUGGAGAAUCUGAACUCUGUGCUGGACGACAACAAACUCCUGACUCUUCCCAACGGAGAGCGUCUCAGCCUGCCGCCCAAUGUGCGCAUCAUGUUUGAGGUGCAGGACCUGAAGUACGCCACACUGGCCACAGUGUCUCGCUGUGGGAUGGUCUGGUUCAGCGAGGACGUUCUCAGCACAGACAUGAUCUUCAACAACUUCCUGGCACGUCUGCGGAGCAUCCCGCUGGAUGAGGGAGAGGAUGAGGCCCAGCGCAUGAGGAAGGCCACGGAGGACGAGGGCGAGGAGGCCGCCUCACCCAUGCUGCAGAUCCAGAGAGACGCUGCUGCGAUACUGCAGCCGUAUUUCACCUCCACCGGUCUGGUCAUCAAAGCUCUGGAACACGCGUCAAAGAUGGAGCACAUCAUGGACUUCACGCGUCUGCGCUCGCUGAGUUCGCUCUUCUCCAUGCUGCAUCAGGCCUGCCGCAACGUGGCCCUCUACAACAACAACCACCCUGAUUUCCCCAUGCCCAUCGACCAGCUGGAGAAAUACAUGCAGAAAUACCUCAUCUACGCAGUGCUGUGGUCCUUCUCGGGCGACAGCAGGCUGAAGAUGCGAGCGGAGCUGGGAGAAUACAUUCGCCGCAUCACCACCGUGUCUCUCCCGUCCGCGCCGAACGUGCCGAUCAUCGACUACGAGGUGUCCAUCACGGGCGAGUGGCAGUCCUGGCAGGUGAAGGUGCCUCAGAUCGAGGUGGAGACGCACAAGGUGGCCUCGCCGGACGUGGUGGUGCCCACUCUGGACACGGUGCGUCACGAGGCUCUGCUCUACACCUGGCUGGCCGAACACAAGCCUCUGGUGCUCUGUGGGCCGCCGGGCUCCGGGAAAACCAUGACCCUGUUCAGUGCCCUGAGAGCCCUGCCGGACAUGGAGGUGGUGGGUUUGAACUUCUCCAGCGCUACGACUCCGGAGCUGCUGCUGAAGACCUUCGAUCAUUACUGCGAGUACCGCAGGACUCCUAACGGCGUGGUUCUGGCUCCGGUGCAGCUGGGCAAGUGGCUGGUGCUCUUCUGCGACGAGAUCAACCUGCCUGACAUGGACAAGUACGGCACGCAGCGGGUCAUCUCCUUCAUCAGACAGAUGGUGGAGCACGGCGGCUUCUACCGCACCUCAGACCAGACCUGGGUGAAGCUGGAGCGGAUCCAGUUCGUCGGGGCCUGUAACCCUCCCACAGACCCCGGCAGGAAGCCGCUCUCAUACAGGUUUUUGCGUCACGUGCCGGUGGUGUAUGUGGACUAUCCCGGCCCCGCCUCGCUCACGCAGAUCUACGGCACCUUCAACAGAGCCAUGCUCAGACUCAUCCCGUCACUGCGGACCUUUGCUGAGCCGCUCACGGCGGCCAUGGUCGAGUUCUACACCAUGUCUCAGGAGCGGUUCACUCAGGACACGCAGCCGCACUACAUCUACUCUCCGAGAGAGAUGACCCGCUGGGUCCGAGGCAUCUUUGAGGCGCUGCGGCCGCUGGAGACGCUGCCUGUGGAGGGUCUGAUUCGCAUCUGGGCUCACGAAGCACUGCGACUCUUCCAGGACCGAUUGGUGGAGGAUGAGGAGAGACGCUGGACCGAUGAGAACAUACACAUGGUCGCCCUCAAACACUUUCCUAACAUCGACCGUGACAAAGCCCUUAACAGACCCAUCCUGUACAGCAACUGGCUCUCCAAGGACUACGUUCCCGUGGAGCAGGAGGAGCUGCGCAACUAUGUGAAGGCCAGACUGAAGGUGUUCUACGAGGAGGAGCUGGACGUUCCUCUGGUGCUCUUCAAUGAGGUUCUGGAUCACGUGCUGAGGAUCGACAGAAUCUUCCGUCAGCCGCAGGGUCACCUGCUCCUGAUCGGCGUCAGCGGCGCUGGAAAGACCACGCUCUCCCGCUUCGUGGCCUGGAUGAACGGACUGACUGUCUAUCAGAUCAAGGUCCACAGGAAAUACACCGGCGAGGACUUUGAUGAAGACCUGCGGACAGUGCUCCGCCGCUCUGGCUGCAAGAACGAGAAGAUCGCCUUCAUCAUGGACGAGUCGAACGUGCUGGACUCAGGCUUCCUGGAGCGCAUGAACACGCUGCUGGCCAACGGAGAGGUGCCCGGCCUGUUCGAGGGCGACGAAUACGCCACCCUGAUGACGCAGUGCAAGGAAGGAGCGCAGAAGGAGGGCUUGAUGCUGGACACACAUGAGGAGCUGUACAAAUGGUUCACCAGUCAGGUGAUCAGGAACCUGCACGUGGUGUUCACCAUGAACCCGUCAUCGGAGGGGCUGAAGGACAGAGCGGCCACCUCACCUGCCCUCUUCAACAGGUGUGUGCUCAACUGGUUUGGCGAUUGGUCCACUGAAGCGCUCUAUCAGGUGGGUAAAGAGUUCACCAGCAAGAUGGACCUGGAGAAGCCCAACUACAAAGUGCCGGACUACAUGCCCACCGUGUAUGACAAGCUGCCGCAGCUGCCCACACACCGCGAGGCUAUCGUCAACGGCUGCGUGUUCGUGCAUCAGACGCUGCACCAGGCUAACAACCGUCUGGCGAAGCGCGGCGGCCGCACUAUGGCCAUCACCCCGCGCCACUACCUGGACUUCAUCAACCACUACGCUAACCUGUUCAACGAGAAGCGCAGCGAGCUGGAGGAGCAGCAGAUGCAUCUGAACGUGGGUCUGCGCAAAAUCAAAGAGACCGUCGAUCAGGUGGAGGAGCUGCGGCGCGACCUGCGGAUCAAGAGUCAGGAGCUGGAGGUCAAGAACGCUGCUGCCAACGACAAGCUGAAGAAGAUGGUGAAAGACCAGCAGGAGGCCGAGAAGAAGAAGGUCAUGAGUCAGGAUAUACAGGAAGCGGUUUACAAGCAGCAGGAAGUGAUUAAAGUCAAGCAGCUGAGCGUGAAGCAGGAUUUGGACCAGGUGGAGCCGGCCGUCAUCGAGGCUCAGAACGCGGUCAGCUCGAUUAAGAAGCAGCAUCUGGUUGAGGUUCGCGCUAUGGCCAACCCUCCGGCAGCCGUUAAACUGGCUCUAGAGUCGAUCUGCCUCCUGCUGGGGGAGGAAACUAGUGACUGGAAAAAGAUCAGACAAGUUAUUAUCAGAGACAAUUUCAUCUCCAGCAUAGUCAACUUUGUCUCUGAGGACACGAGUGACUCCAUCCGUGAGAAGAUGAAGAAGAACUACAUGUCCAACCCCAGCUACAACUACGAGCAGGUGAACCGGGCGUCUCUGGCCUGCGGGCCGAUGGUCAAGUGGGCCAUCGCUCAGCUGAAUUACGCAGACAUGCUGAAGCGGGUCGAGCCGCUGAGGAACGAGCUGCAGAAGCUGGAGGACGACGCUAAAGACAACAAGACGAAGGCCGAGGAGGUGGAGCAGAUGAUCCGGGAUCUGGAGAACAGCAUCGCACGCUAUAAGGAGGAGUACGCCGUGCUCAUCUCUGAAGCGCAGGCCAUCAAAGCUGAUCUGGCUGCUGUGGAGGCGAAGGUGAACCGCAGCACAGCCCUGCUGAAGAGUUUAUCUGCUGAGAGAGAGCGAUGGGAAAAGACCAGCGAGACCUUCAAGAACCAGAUGUCCACCAUCGCUGGAGACUGUCUGCUCUCCGCCGCCUUCAUCGCUUACGCUGGUUACUUUGACCAGCAGAUGAGACAGAACCUCUUCACCACCUGGUCCCAUCACCUCCAGCAGGCCAACAUUCAGUUCCGCACGGACAUCGCCAGGACGGAGUAUCUCUCCAAUGCGGACGAGAGGCUGCGCUGGCAGGCCAACUCACUGCCCGCUGACGACCUGUGCACCGAGAACGCCAUCAUGCUGAAGCGCUUCAACCGGUAUCCGCUCAUCAUUGACCCAUCAGGUCAGGCCACGGAGUUCAUCUUGAACGAAUAUAAAGACAAAAAGAUCACCCGCACCAGCUUUUUGGACGAUGCCUUCAGGAAGAAUUUGGAGAGCGCUCUGAGAUUCGGCAACCCUCUGCUGGUGCAGGACGUGGAGAGCUACGACCCAAUACUGAACCCGGUGCUCAACCGAGAGGUGCGCAGGACCGGCGGCCGAGUGCUCAUCACGCUCGGAGAUCAGGACAUCGAUCUGUCUCCUUCCUUCGUCAUCUUCCUCUCCACACGAGACCCCACGGUGGAGUUCCCUCCUGACCUUUGCUCGCGUGUGACCUUCGUGAACUUCACGGUGACCCGCAGCAGCCUGCAGAGCCAGUGUCUCAAUGAGGUCCUGAAGGCCGAGCGUCCGGACGUGGACGAGAAGCGAUCGGACCUGCUGAAGCUGCAGGGUGAGUUCCAGCUGCGUCUGCGUCAGCUGGAGAAAUCACUGCUGCAGGCCCUGAACGAGGUCAAGGGUCGCAUCCUGGACGACGACACCAUCAUCACCACCCUGGAGAACCUGAAGAAGGAGGCGGCGGAGGUGACCAGGAAAGUGGAAGAAACGGACAUAGUCAUGCAGGAAGUGGAGACGGUGUCUCAGCAGUAUCUGUCUCUGUCCUCGGCCUGCAGCAGCAUCUACUUCACCAUGGAGGCUCUGAACCAGAUGCACUUCCUGUAUCAGUACUCGCUGCAGUUAUUCCUGGACAUCUACCACACUGUGUUAUACGAGAACUCCAACCUGAAGAGCGUUAGCGACCACACACAGCGUCUGUCUCACAUCACCAAAGACCUGUUCCAGGUGGCGUUUAACAGAGUCGCUCGAGGCAUGCUGCAUCAGGAUCACGUCACAUUUGCCAUGCUGCUCUCACGAAUCAACCUGAAGGGCAUGACCAGCGAGCCGUCAUUCGACGCAGAGUUCCAGCACUUCUUGCGUGGGAAAGAGAUCGUGCUGAGUGGGACGACCAUGCCGAAAGUCAAGGGUUUGAGCAGCGAGCAGUCCGAGGCCAUGGUGCGCCUCAGCCGUCUGCCUGCGUUUAAAGACCUGGUGUCCAAAGUGCAGGCGGACGAGCAAUUCUUCAUGUGGAUCGAGAGCAACUCGCCGGAGCUGUCAGUGCCGUACCUGUGGACCGAAGAGAAGACGUCCACUCCGAUCGGUCAGGCCGUCCACCAGCUGCUGCUGAUCCAGGCGUUCAGACCCGACCGUCUGCUGGCCAUGACACACAUCUUCGUGUCUAAAGUCAUGGGAGAAACCUUCAUGGCCAUCAUGGAACAGCCGCUUGACCUGGCCAACAUCGUGGACAGUGAGGUGAAGCCGGGGACGCCGGUGCUGAUGUGCUCCGUGCCCGGAUACGAUGCCAGCGGAUUGGUGCGGGAUCUCGCAGCUGAGCAGAACAAACACAUCACCUCCAUUUCCAUCGGUUCUGCCGAAGGCUUCAAUAAAGCUGACAGAGACAUCAACACAGCGGUGAAGUCCGGCAGGUGGGUGAUGCUGGAGAACGUUCAUUUGGCUCCCGGUUGGCUGAUGCAGCUGGAGAAGAAGCUUCACUCCAUGCAGCCGCAUGCCUGCUUCCGGCUCUUCCUCACCAUGGAGAUCAACCCCAAGGUCCCUGUGAACCUGCUGCGGGCCGGACGUAUCUUUGUGUUCGAGCCUCCUCCCGGGGUGAAGGCUAAUAUGCUGCGCACGUUCAGCAGUAUUCCUGUGGCGCGCAUGUGUAAGUCUCCAAAUGAAAGAGCUCGCUUGUACUUCCUCCUGGCCUGGUUCCACGCCGUCAUCCAGGAGCGCCUGCGUUACGCUCCACUGGGCUGGUCUAAGAAGUACGAGUUCGGAGAGUCGGAUCUGCGCUCGGCCUGCGACACGGUGGACACCUGGCUGGACGAUACGGCGAAGGGCCGGCAGAACAUCUCUCCGGAUAAGAUCCCGUGGGCGGCGCUGAGGACGCUGAUGGCCCAGUCCAUCUACGGAGGACGCAUCGACAACGAGUUCGACCAGCGGCUGCUCAACACCUUCCUGGAGCGUCUCUUCACCACCAGCAGCUUCGACAGCGAGUUCAAGCUGGCGCUCAAAGUGGACGGACACAAGGACAUCAAGAUGCCCGACGGGAUCCGGCGUGAGGAGUUCAUUCACUGGGUGGAGAUGCUGCCGGACACUCAGACUCCAUCAUGGCUGGGUCUGCCGAGUAACGCGGAGAAGGUCCUGCUCACUACUCAGGGCAUUGACAUGAUGGGGAAGCUGCUGAAAAUGCAGAUGUUGGAGGAUGAGGACGAUCUGGCGUACGAGACGGAGAAGAAGCAGCGCAGCACGUCCUCGUCUGACGCGCAGCCGGCCUGGAUGAGGACGCUUCACACCACGGCUCGUAACUGGCUGCAGCUGAUCCCGGAGUCUGUGAGCCCGCUCAAACGCACCGUGGAGAACAUCAAGGAUCCUCUGUUCCGGUUCUUCGAGCGCGAGGUGAAGAUGGGCUCGCGGAUGCUGCAGGACGUGCGUCAGGAUCUCACUGAUGUGGUGCAUGUGUGCGAGGGCAAGAAGAAGCAGACCAACGACCUGCGCACGCUCAUCAACGACCUGGUCAAAGGCAUCCUGCCCCGCAGCUGGAGCCGCUACACCGUCCCCGCAGCCAUGACCGUCAUCCAGUGGGUGGCAGACUUCAGCGAGCGGAUCAAGCAGCUGCAGCAGAUCUCGCAGGGAGCGGCUAGUGGCGGCGCUAAAGAGCUCAAGAACAUCCAUGUGAACCUGGGCGGUCUGUUCGUGCCGGAGGCCUACAUCACAGCCACGCGUCAGUAUGUGGCUCAGGUCAACAGCUGGUCUCUGGAGGAGCUGUGUCUGGAGGUGAACGUGACGUCUGCGCAGGGAGCGGCGCUGGACGCCUGCAGCUUCGGCAUCAGAGGUCUGAAGCUGCAGGGGGCCACCUGCGCCAACAACAAGCUCUCUCUGUCCACCAGCAUCUCCACUGAACUGCCGCUGACGCAGCUGCACUGGAUGAAGCAGAGCAACACCGAGAAGAGGAGCAUGGUCACGCUGCCCGUGUAUCUGAACUUCACACGCUCAGACCUCAUCUUCACCGUCGACUUCGACAUCGCCACCAAAGAAGACCCGCAUCACUUCUACGAGCGCGGAGUCGCCGUCCUCUGCACCGACUAGAUGCUGCUUAACCAGCCACUUAUCUUUACUAGUCAUUCCUGUUAGUGUAGUGAGCUAAACCAUAGCUUUGCAUGUCGUGUGUUUAACUGGGAAGGGUUUAGAGAGUCAGACGCACGUUGUGUUGGGGUUUCUGAGGCAGAUGUUUUAGAACAGAUGGGAUUGUGUGCGUUUUAGAUGGAAAAAUGGAAGUUGAUUCAAGUUUUGCAUGAUUGGUGGUUUCCAAUAAAGCUAAUUUAGAUGAAACGUUA